Molecule: messenger RNA, 1836 nt
Organism: Echinops telfairi (small Madagascar hedgehog)
Lineage: Eukaryota; Metazoa; Chordata; Mammalia; Afrosoricida; Tenrecidae
Gene: CA9
Product: carbonic anhydrase 9
Exons: 10
Coding region: 290-1705 (471 amino acids)
Cellular component (GO): plasma membrane
Molecular function (GO): zinc ion binding; carbonate dehydratase activity
Source: RefSeq, a predicted model, not a curated record
GGGUGGUGCCAGGGAGAGCCCGUAUAGUGCCAGGUAGUGCCUUGUGUCCCAGGCUGAGCCCAUGACCCCGAUAACACCUGCCCCCACUCCACCCGGACCCAGCCUUUGGUAUAGGGGAGGGGGCACAAGGCUCACACCGACCUGCGGGACUUUGGCUCCAUCUCUACCAAAGGGCAUUCUGUGAGUCAGCCUACUCCCCUCCAGGCUCGCUCCUCCCCCACCGGCUCCUAUUUCCUAUGCACGUACAACCCGUGCACAUCGUGUCCCGGUACAUCCCAGAGCUAGCAGCAUGGCUCCCCAGGGCCUCAGUCCCUGGCCCCCUUUGUCCACGGGGACCCCCGCCCUGGGGCCCCCUUGGCAACUACUGCUGCUGCUGCUACUCCUGGUGCCUGCCCAUCCCCAGACACUGCCCCGGAUGCAGGAGACCACCCCCAGCAAAGGAGAUUCCUCUGGGGAAGAUGUUCCACCUGGCAAGGAGUCGGACAGCCGGGAGGACCAGCUCACUGAAGUGGACCUGCCUGGGGAUUUAUCGGAAUGGGAGCGGCCACCUGGAGAGGGACAGCCACCGGAAACUGAGAACAGCCCAGGGGAGGAGGACUCCCUGAAGUUAGAGGGUCUACUCACCAAGGCUCCCCCGAACAGUGAAGGCCCUCAAAAUAACGCCCAUGGGCAAAGGAAAAGGGGUGGCCACAGUCAAUGGCGCUAUGGAGGCGGCCCGCCCUGGGUUCAGGUGUCCUCAGGCUGUGCAGGUCGCUUCCAGUCCCCGGUCGACAUCUACCCCGAGCUGGCCGCCUUCAGCCCUGCCCUGCAACCCCUGGAACUCAUGGGCUUUGAGCUCCCGACACACCCAGAACUGCGCCUUCGAAACAAUGGCCACAGCGUGCAGCUGACUCUGCCCCCCGGGCUGGAGACAGUCCUGGCUCCCGGGCGGGUGUACCGGGCCCUGCAGUUGCAUCUGCACUGGGGGGCCGCGGGUCGCCCCGGCUCGGAGCACAUGGUCAGCGGCCACCGCUUCCCUGCCGAGAUCCACGUGGUCCACAUCAGCACUGCGUUCGCCAACGUGAGCGAGGCUUUGGGGCGCCCGGGGGGUCUGGCGGUGUUGGCGGCCUUUCUGCAGGAAGGUCCAGAAGAAAACAGUGCCUAUGAGCAGUUGCUGUCACAUUUGGAAGAAAUCGCUGAUGAAGGUCAGUUGCUCAUGUCUGGCUACUGCCCUCCGUCCAUCCCUUGUUUAUAUAAAACACCCCUUGGGGCACCUCAGUUUGAAGGGGGAGAUGGAUUCCUGGCUUUCUGGAGGGGGUUGAGGUGUGAAGUAGCUGACCAUGAUCUUGAUAAUAACCACGAAGUCGAACAGAGGCACACAGGCCAGAUACUUGCUGCCCAGAGGCUGCACGCUCUCUCUGACUCCCUGUGGGGCCCUGAUGACUCUCGGCUGCAGAUGAACUACCGAGCCAUACAGCCUUUGAACGGGCGCAUCAUAGAGGCCUCCUUCCCUGUUGGCGUGGACAGCAGUCCCAGGAGCUCGCAACCAGUUCGCCUGAACUCCUGCCUUGGUGCUGGUGACAUCCUGGCCCUGGUUUUUGGCCUUCUCUUUGCUGUGACCAGCGUCACCUUCCUUGUGCUAAUGAGACGGCAGCAGAGACAGUUAGACGCGUCCAAAGGGAAGGCGAGGUACCACCCAGCGGAGGUCAUGGAGAUGGGAACCUAGGAGCCUGAACAUGGAGGAUGUGCCAAGAAGCCAGCUAGGAGAACCAGCGGGGGGCCUGGAUAAACGGUGCCCUGGCCUGUUACACCACUUCCCUGUUAACCUCUGACGAUUUAAAAAAGAUAAUUUUCUAA